UAUAUAUUGUGAAUAGAAAAAUUAAAACAAGUUUUGGUUGACAGAUGAAACCUACUUUAUCAACGACAAAGCAAAUUCCAAGUGCUUCAAAUGUUGAUAUAUCUUCGAAGAUAUGGUCAGAGAAUGAAGGUUGUCCUUCUGGAACUGUUCCCGUCAAAAGAGUUACCAAAGAUGAUCUUAUUAGACAAAGACGUAUACCGCCGCCAGAAGAUUUAACAUUGGAAUCUCAUUUAGAGGAUACUAACCACAUUUUGGAGGAAACUGGAGGAUACAAGCGUGCAAUUGUUCAUACUCCAAGUGAUCCAAAUAACAAGUUUGCGGGAGCUGCAAUGGUAGCUAGUAUAUGGAAUCCUUCUGUUGAAGGUCAACAAAGUAGUGCGUGUCGAUUGAAGAUUCAAAAAGGACAAGAUAGUAUGCAAGUUGGUUGGAGAGUGGAUCCAACACUAUAUGGGAAUAAUCAUACAAAGUUUUUUAUACAUUUCCAAGCUGGAAAUACACAUUGCUUCAACACAUUAUGUCCUGGUUUUGUAUUAGUAAACAGUGACAUAUAUCUUGAUGCUGAAUUCGACCAUAUUUCUCGCCGAGGGGAUGAAACACAAUGGGAGAUUUUUUUGUACAUUGAUCGGGAUAUAGCAAACGGAAACUGGUGGCUUUUAAUAGGAGAAAAUCAGACAGCAGUUGGAUUUUGGCCUCCAGGGAUUUUUACCGCAUUAUCAAACGACUUUGCUACGAAUAUUGAGUGGGGUGGAGUGGCAUAUACUCCGCCAGGUGUACCAUAUCCUCCAAUGGGGACUGGAUUUUUUCCUGCAGUUCCAAAUCCUACACUCGAUGCUUAUUGUAGGGGACUUAUAGUUUUUAAUAAUAAAGGCGAGACGAUAAAUGCAGAAAAAACACCCAUAUUUCUUGACAAUCCAAUAUUGUAUCGGGUCAUUGAUGAACCACAUGGAGGACCUGAAAAUUUUCCACAUUAUAUGUUUUAUGGGGGACCAGAUGAUACACAUAUGUAGAAUUAUUGUAAUUAUGAUUUAUCUUUGCAAAAUUCUAUUUAAUCAUGUUCAUUAAUUUGCGGUUGAUAAAAUCACAAUCAUCCAACCUCUUUAUGGAAGUUUAGUGC
Molecule: messenger RNA, 1114 nt
Organism: Nicotiana attenuata
Lineage: Eukaryota; Viridiplantae; Streptophyta; Magnoliopsida; Solanales; Solanaceae
Exons: 6
Coding region: 45-1007 (320 amino acids)
Source: RefSeq, a predicted model, not a curated record